Folsomia candida is the source of this 2535-nucleotide messenger RNA. It is a transcript of the gene Gycbeta100B, whose product is annotated as guanylate cyclase soluble subunit beta-1. Gene Ontology annotation, biological process: cGMP biosynthetic process; response to oxygen levels. The transcript has 14 exons. Gene Ontology annotation, molecular function: guanylate cyclase activity; heme binding. The record is from RefSeq and is a predicted model, not a curated record. Bases 213 to 2204 code for a protein of 663 amino acids. NCBI's taxonomy places the organism in Eukaryota, Metazoa, Arthropoda, Collembola, Entomobryomorpha, Isotomidae. Gene Ontology annotation, cellular component: guanylate cyclase complex, soluble.
UCGCUUGGUAGAACUUGGUGGAGAAAGGCCCACCAUUUUUUCGGUCGAAAAAGUUGGACAAGAUUUCGCGUAGGAGAGUCGAUAGAGUAGAAAUCUCACAUUUUUGCGACCGUACUUAAGGUUUCUGGAAAUCGUCGUGGGGACGUGGCGCUGGACGAGAUUUACUGACGGUAGUUUUAGGGUGGGAGGGGUUAAGGUCAUAUUCCUUCAAAAUGUACGGGUUUGUUAACUACGCUUUGGAGUUGUUGGUCCUUCGCAACUUUGGGGAAGAGACUUGGGAUGAGAUAAAGAAGGAAGCCGACGUCGUGAUGGAUGGACAAUUUCUCGUCCGACAGAUUUAUGAGGAUGAAAUCACUUACAACAUUGUCGGGGCUGCUGAAAAAGUUUUGAAAAUACCAGCCAACGCAAUUUUAGAACUGUUUGGCAAAAUGUUUUUCGAUUUCUGCGUGGAAUCCGGGUAUGACCGCAUUCUCCAAGUGUUGGGGGCCACACCGAGAGAUUUCCUUCAGAAUCUCGACGCUUUGCAUGAUCACUUGGCCACAAUCUACCCUGGGAUGCGAGCACCCUCUUUCCGCUGUACGGUCCGACCUGAAGACGGUGCCCUGGUUUUGCACUACUACUCUGACCGACCCGGUUUGGAGUCAAUUGUCAUCGGAAUUGUGAAGGCCGUCGCCAGUAAACUGCACGAGACGGAGGUCGAAGUUUCCGUCAUGGCGGACAAGGAAGUUGCCAAAGAUCACGUACAAUUCCUCAUCACGGAGAAGAAGGUGGGAGCUCAGCUGGAUAAGAUGAAAAUGGCGACGGAUGACAGCUCAGCGUCCAAUUUCUCAUUCCUGUCCCCAGAGCCCAAGAUAAGCCCAGAGACCUUCUCAAAAGCUUUCCCAUUUCAUCUAUUGUUCGACCGAGAUUUGGUCAUUCGACAAGCUGGGACCGCGAUCAGUCGGGUGAUGCCAGAAGUUCUGGAAAAUUGCAGAUUGACGGAUAUCGUGGAAAUGGUGCGACCCCACAUGGAUUUUACCUUUGACCACAUUCUCUCUCACAUCAACACAAUUUACGUAUUACGAACUACAAACCCCGUCAUUGCUGGGGAGUUUAUGACCCCUGAGAUUUUGGCUGCCGACCAUUCCUUGAUGAGACUCAAGGGCGAGAUGUUGUACAUCCCGGAUACGGAUUGUAUGUUGUUUCUGUGCUACCCUUCCGUCAUGAAUUUGGACGAUCUGACAAAGCGAGGACUCUACAUCAGCGACAUCCCAUUGCACGACGCUACUCGUGAUCUCGUCCUGCUAAGUGAGCAGUUCGAAGCUGAAUACAAGCUGACACAAAAUCUGGAGAUUUUGACGGACAAACUACAACAGACGCAUCGUGAACUGGAAGCCGAAAAGGGGAAGACGGACAACCUCCUCUACUCGGUGCUUCCCAUCUCCGUCGCCACCGAGCUGCGACAUCAGCGUCCAGUCCCUGCCAAGAGGUUUGACACGGUCACCCUCCUCUUCUCAGGCAUUGUGGGCUUCACCGACUACUGCGCCAGGAACUCGAACAACCCCAUGAAAAUUGUGCAGCUGCUGAACGCAAUCUACACCACGUUUGAUGUCCUCACGGAUCCGAAGCAGAAUCCCAACGUGUACAAGGUUGAGACCGUGGGUGACAAGUACAUGGCCGUGUCCGGACUACCUGAGACAUGUUCAUCGCAUGCUAAAUGCAUGGCAAAACUAGCUCUCGAUAUGAUGGACCUUGUGGAUCAGAUCACUUUUGAGGAGACGGAAGUGAAAAUUACCAUCGGAAUCCAUUCCGGCGAAGUGGUCACUGGAGUCAUUGGGCAACGCAUGCCACGCUAUUGUCUGUUUGGAAAUACGGUAAAUCUGACGAGCCGAACAGAGACGACAGGAUCGCCAGGUCGGAUCAAUGUCUCAGAGGAUGCGUACAGUUGGUUGCAAACUGAAGAAAAUUUUGACCCCUCAUUCACCUUCGAGUAUCGAGGCCCAGUUCAAAUGAAGGGGAAAGCAGAGCCGAUGAAUGUCUACUUUCUCUUGAGAAAUACCGACAGUCCCAACAACAUUGAGAGUUUGAGCACCGUGACGAUGACGUCGGGAGGAGGGCGAGGAGGGGACAAGGAGAUGCUGGUGGAGGCGUCGGAUGUCAACGUGGACGUCGGAAUGGACAUGACCGUGACAUCCGCCGAAACCGGGCAUGCUGAACAGAUAUGACAAGAAAAGAAGAAGAAACGCAAGUCCAGAGAUUGCGGUUCUUCCUCGUUAUGCUCCCUUCUGUAGACCUCCAUAGCUCGUAGUUGAGGGUCACGUGGUGUCACUUUUUGUUAAGUGGAAGGACCAUCGAUCGACACUCAAUUUGAUGACCACUGAUCUCAAAUCUGAAUCAUAUACCCUGUAAAAUUUUUGAUUGUUAUAUAUAUUCCACAGUCUAACUCCUGAUACAUACAUACUUGAUGAAACCGCACAUAAGUAUUCCUGCUUUUUUGCUUCUUUAAUAUCUUAUUGUUGUUGGUUAAACCUAAUAAAAAAUAAACCAUUGAUUUAA